Messenger RNA from Pisolithus orientalis, 663 nucleotides. Its product is annotated as kinase-like domain-containing protein. The record is from RefSeq and is a predicted model, not a curated record. Lineage: Eukaryota; Fungi; Basidiomycota; Agaricomycetes; Boletales; Pisolithaceae. Bases 1 to 663 code for a protein of 220 amino acids. The transcript has 3 exons. Gene Ontology annotation, molecular function: ATP binding; protein kinase activity. Gene Ontology annotation, biological process: protein phosphorylation.
AUGUCAACGUUAAUAUCAAUCACGCUUGACAAUGACAUAGUGCCACAGCUGUUGGAUAUCGCCAGUGGAUUGUGUUACCUGCAUAGCCUUCAUAUAGCGCAUGGUGAUAUGAAAGGGCCGAAUGUGCUAAUUUCUGAAGCAAGGAGAGCUCUGAUAACCGACUUCGGGUUUUCGCGCCUGACCAAUCCGCCACCUAGCCUUCAAGUCGACCCACCUUGUGGUGGCUCGUUACCAUGGAUGGCUCCCGAGAGACUGAAUACACCUACCCCUAGCAGCACUCAAGCUGACGUCUGGGCAUUUGGGAUGACAGUGCUAGAACUGUUUUCACGAAAGAAUCCCUUUCACGAGGUACGCACGAAAUGGGGUGUCAUGUCGCGUAUUGUAGAAGGUCGCCUGCCAGAUCGUCCAAGCGACGAAUCGACUAGUUUUCGUCUGUGCGACAGCUGGUGGAACAUAUGCUUAGAAUGCUGGGAGUACGACCCAGUGCAGCGUCCUGCCAUGAAUGAUAUCGUGGCCAGAGUUGAAAAGUUAAAUGAGGGAACGGGCAGAGCAGAUGGUGGGAAGGGCGAGGGGACGGGAGGCGAGGGGGGAGGAAGAAGGUUGUGGUUAAGGGUGCAACAGCUUGGCUAUUUACUAUUUCAGCGGGGGCGUGACAGACGAUAA